Cornus florida is the source of this 2920-nucleotide messenger RNA. RefSeq names its product UPF0481 protein At3g47200-like. The record is from RefSeq and is a predicted model, not a curated record. Lineage: Eukaryota; Viridiplantae; Streptophyta; Magnoliopsida; Cornales; Cornaceae. The transcript is spliced from 3 exons. The coding region runs from base 1123 to 2382 and encodes 419 amino acids.
CACACAGGUGAUGGAUCCCUUCAGAGAUCAGAUACAGUCCACUUUGCUCAGAUAAUCCUCUCAGGUGCGUAAUAGCUAGCUAGAUCGAUCGUCCCCAUGGCGAACGAAGAAAUUCGUGACGCAGGGAAAGAAGAGGCACUGUCUAAGCAUUUGUUGUCCCUAAAGAAAAAGGUGGAUGCCAGCAACGUAGAAAUCGAGGCAAUGAUCCCUCAAGUUAUCAAGAUCCAAAAAUGCCCUCCUUAUUGUGCCGGGUCCCCAUCUUGCUUUGCAGGCAAAAUCCAGAAGCAUACCGGCCAAGCACAGUAUCCAUUGGCUCUCUUCACAGUUACAACAAAGAUAAAGAAAAGCCUCUCACAAUCUCAAAAACUGGUCAGGAUUCUUGCCUUGUUCAAUACCAAAAAUUCUAAGAUUUAUACAAUUAUAAUUUAUUGUACUUGGUAGAAAGGAAGGAAGAGAGGCAAAAGGAAAUAUAAGAAAUAAGAAACAAACUUUAUCUUAGGUAUAUAUUUGGUUAAUGUUUUUCAAAUUGAGGUCUUCAAUUAAAAGUCUUCACAUCGUUGAUCAGGGGCGAAGGGAGGGGUGACAACCACCCCCCCCCCACCCAAAUUUUUUUUUUUUUUAAUUAGUAUACAUAUAUAUAUAUAUAUAUAUAUAUAUGUUUUACUACACCUGGCCCCCCACCCCCAAAACAAUCAGCCCUCAAAUUAGGGCGCCGCCGCACAACCAAAAUUUCCCUUCUCUCUCCCUCUUGCUCUAACCCUCUGUUCUUCACCUUCUCCCGAAUCUCCUCCACCUUCAGGCUUCACACAAACUGACAAUCUGUAAUUGACCAGGUACUUACGUGUGUUUGAAUUUUCCUCAAUGUUUAUCACUUAUAAAUUAUCAGAACUCUUAUUUGUUUAUCACUCUGUUUUUCUUCUAGAAAGACUACAGGUCACAGGUGAGCUUCUUCAGAAUUUGGUGGCUGUUGGACCACCACUUUGCUGAGGAUGCAAACUGCAAUCUAGGACAUGGUCUGGAAGACAUCGAAAAGAUGAUGGAUCCCUUCAGAGAUCAGAUACAGUCCACUUUGCUCAGAUAAUCCUCGCAGGUGCGUAAUAGCUAGCUAGAUCGAUCGUCCUCAUGGCGAACGAAGAAAUUCAUGAUGAGGCACUGUCUAAGCAUUUGUUGUCCCUAAAGAAAAAGGUGGAUGCAAGCAUACCGGCCAAAAUCCAGAAGCAUACCGGCCAAAAUCAAGUUCGUCCAGAAGUGCCCUCCUUGUGCUUGGUCCCCACCUGGCUUCGCAGCCAAAAUCGAGAAGCAUACUGGCCAAGCACCAUAUCCAUUGGCCCUCUUCACAGUUUCAAGAAAGAUAAAGAAAAGAUGGCAGUCAAAAUAAGCUACAUGCGUAGCUUAUUUGAUCGAACUGGAGCAUCUGAAGCAACAGAAAGAGCUUGUAUGGCCGCUAUGUUACGGAUGGAGCCCAAUGUUAGGCAAUGCUAUAUCCAAGCCAAACUGGAAGAAGGUCUUGAGCUUGCACAAAUGAUGCUGAUCGAUGGUUGCUUUAUCGUCGAACUUCUAUACAAGAAUUACAAACAAGUCAAAUAUGAUUAUAAUGAUCCCUUUUUGAGAAACCCUUCAAACUACUACGCGGUCCAACGUGACUUAGUGUUACUUGAAAACCAGAUUCCCUUCUUUGUUCUUGAAGAAUUGUUCAGUAAGACAGUUGGAAUUAUAACUUCAGCGGAAAACAACAAACCCACCCUCACUAAUCUUGUCCUUUCAUUUUUUGGCGAUAUGAUGGGCAUGACACAAGUUGGUAAACAAGAAAUCAGGUAUGACACAAAUCCUUUUCAUAUAUUGCAUCUUUUACAUAGUCGUUACAUGCCUUCCACUGAGGAUCAAUUAAACUACAAAUACGAGGAGGUACCUGCACACAAAUAUUCGGCAACACGACUAGACAUGGCAGGAAUCAAGUUUCAGGCAAGUAAAACUUAUGGAGACCUAUUUGACAUUAAAUUUAGUACUGGUUUUCGUUGUUCUUGUUUGUGUCGAGGAGGUAGUAUUGAAAUCCCACAUUUCUCCAUUUUUGAAUCAACCGAGCCAUUGUUGAAAAACCUCAUUGCAUUUGAGCAAAGCUUUCCUUGGGUGAAGAGUUUUUUCACAUCGCAUGCCUUUCUCAUGGAUAUCCUCAUCGACUAUGGAAGGGAUGUUGAAUUGCUUGAAGAAGCAGGAGUCAUAGAUAACUAUUUGGGUUCGAGUGAAGCAGUGUGCCGAGUCUUCAACGAUAUUUGCAAGAAUAUUGCUGUACCACGUCAUUUUCUUUACGGCCGCCUAUUGAAGGACGUCAUGAAUUUCUGCACGCCUUGGCAGUGUUGUAAAAAAAAGCCACUCAAUAAAUGAAGACUUUGUAGUGAGAAAGUAUCCCCGCAAGCAAGAUACAGAGAUCAGAAGGUGCUCAACAAGAUACAAGAAAAAAGUAGGUGAUAUAUAGUCAAAUUCCUUCCUCCAAUUAGCAUUAAAAGUAUCUUCCAUAGCUUUAUGGAAUUGGUGAACCAAAGAAACUCUGCUUGGAGCCUCAACAGAUGGAAGGUGACUUCAGUGAAGAUUCUGGUUCUUCGUUCCCUCUGAGAUUCUCAAUGAAUACCCUCCAUGAUGAAUUCCCGUCAAACCUUUUCACAAUCUCCUCGCAUAGUUCAUCAGAUGGCUUCUUAGAUCCAAACCUUUUCACAAUCUCCUCGCAUAGUUCAUCAGCUGACUUAUCUUUAGAUUCUUUACUUUUUUAUUAUAAAAUUAAAUAUAUAAUACAUAUAUGAUUUAUAUAUAUAUAUACGGUUCCGGUUCUUACCGGUUCCCACGGAUUGGAAUCGGAACCGGAAUCGGAACCGUAUGUCAACGGUUCCUAAAUUUGGAACUGGAACCGGAACCGGAACCGUGAGAA